AUGUUUAAUCAUUCUAUGUUUGAGUCCGGUUAUGAUAAUGAUGGUAUUCAUGUUUAUUAUCGUAGAGAACGAAUUAAUUUAAUGACAGCUAUAUCGUUUGAAGACCUUGGUUUUGGCUACGCUCGUGAUCCUUUUCACGUUUGCUUUGCUGGUCAUAUUAUUAAUGGAGCACAUCCUGAUUCAUUUCAAGUGCUUGCUGGUGCCUAUGCAAAAGAUAUAUUUCACGUUUAUUAUCAAGGAGAAAAAAUGCCUGGGUUAAUGGCAUCAACAUUUGUUUCAUUGGGAAACGGCUAUGCUAAAGAUUCAUUGAAUGUUUAUUACUAUGGUCGUAAAGCAGAAUAUCUUAGUUCUAUUUGA
Rotaria socialis is the source of this 357-nucleotide messenger RNA. Lineage: Eukaryota; Metazoa; Rotifera; Eurotatoria; Philodinida; Philodinidae. The record is from the annotation of a GenBank genome assembly.